AUGGCUCCUCGGCUGCUUCUAAUUGCUUCGCUACUACUACUGCUACUGCUCUUUUCACUCCGUCUCGGCGAGACGCGUCGAGUCCUUGAAUCCGAAACGACGAGUGAGGGACGAGGAGGGAGAUCGCUGCUCAACUACACCACCAUGGGUAAGUGCAGGGCGUCGUGGACGUUCAACCUGUGCAAGAGGGCGUGCGGGACGUGCUGCGAGAGGUGCAACUGCGUGCCGCCGGGCACUUACGGCAACUACGACACCUGCCCUUGCUAUGCCCAAAUGACCACCCGAGGAGGCCAACGCAAAUGCCCUUAA
Musa acuminata subsp. malaccensis (wild Malaysian banana) is the source of this 309-nucleotide messenger RNA. The record is from RefSeq and is a predicted model, not a curated record. NCBI's taxonomy places the organism in Eukaryota, Viridiplantae, Streptophyta, Magnoliopsida, Zingiberales, Musaceae.